Messenger RNA from Loa loa (African eye worm), 300 nucleotides. RefSeq lists its product as hypothetical. NCBI's taxonomy places the organism in Eukaryota, Metazoa, Nematoda, Chromadorea, Rhabditida, Onchocercidae. The transcript has 3 exons. The record is from RefSeq and is a predicted model, not a curated record. The coding region runs from base 1 to 300 and encodes 99 amino acids.
AUGGGAAUAUUUGGCAAUUUCUUGGCGACUUUGGAUGAUGAUAUUUCAGGGAAAUUCAAUAAAUCAUCCCAUUCAUAUUUUGGAAAAAAAAAGCUGAUGACAGCUAAUUUCUUACAAAAUGACAAGCUGCUUACUUUUACCAAAUACAUUCGAGAAGAGGGACUCUCUGAUAGGCACACACGCGGUGAACAAACGAAAGUCGAAGUUGAACAAGUCUGUGCUGUAGUUGUCAAGCAAACUUUCGUGGAAUUAUUGCAACCUCAACAUAGGAGUUCAAAGGAUGGAUAUUUUGUUCAGUGA